GCGCUCCCGCUGGCGGUGAGGGCGUGGCGGCGGGGCUGCGGGCGCCUGGCGCCGCACUGACUGCGCCGGGGACAGCUGCCCGCGGCGGCUCCCGAGCUCCGGCUACUUGCUACACACCCGGGCGACCGGGUUCCCGCGUGGUCCGUUGCGCCGCCCCGGCCUCAGUCCUGGCAGCCUUCCUGCAGCGGCCAAGCGUGCAGAAAAGACCUGCUUCUCGGAGACAAUGCUGAGAGACACUAUGAAAUCUUGGAAUGAUAGCCAGUCUGAUCUCUGUAGCAGUGAUCAAGAAGAGGAAGAAGAGAUGGUUUUUGGUGAAAAUGAAGAUGAUUUGGAAGAGAUGAUGGAUCUCAGUGAUCUACCCGCCUCACUUUUUGCUUGCAGUGUCCAUGAAGCAGUGUUUGAAGUUCAGGAGCAGAAGGAGAGAUUUGAAGCACUCUUCUCCAUCUAUGAUGAUCAAGUUACAUUUCAGCAGUUCAAAAGCUUUAGAAGAGUCAGAAUAAAUUUCAGCAAACCUGAAGCAGCAGCAAGAGCUCGAAUAGAACUCCAUGAAACAGACUUCAGUGGGAAGAAGCUAAAACUGUAUUUUGCACAGGUACAGACUUCCAGUGAAACACGAGACAAAUCGUAUUUACUGCCACCCCAGCCUACCAAGCAGUUCCUCAUCUCCCCUCCAGCAUCUCCCCCAGUGGGGUGGAAGCAGGGUGAAGAUGCCAUGCCAGUUAUAAAUUAUGAUUUACUCUGUGCUGUUUCCAAAUUGGGGCCAGGAGAGAAAUAUGAACUUCAUGCAGGAACUGAGUCGACACCAAGUGUGGUGGUUCAUGUCUGUGAAAGUGAAACUGAAGAGGAAGAAGAAACAAAAAACCCCAAACAGAAAAUUACGCAGACAAGGCGCCCUGAACCUUCAACCACAGCAUCUAGUGAGCCCCAGACCUUUGAUUGUGCGCCAUGAGGUUCCUGGUUGUGGUAGGAGGCAGCUGUCUCUGUGGGCUUCAGGGAUGGAAACUUGAGCCCUCCUGCUGAUGCACUGCUGCUAGUAACAUAGGAUAGACUAGGAGUGUGUUUUCACCAAGCCUGUGCUGUGGACAUGGUACUGGAGAAGCAGCUGGGUUCUACCUGCUCAAAAUUUAGACUGAUAUUCAGAAUAGCACUUUAAAGGGUUGUCUCCCUACCCCCCCCCCCCAACAUGUGGCAGAUCGUGACCAUUUUUAAACGGUAGCACAUUUGGAAAAUGGCUCUCACCAUCCAGGUUAAUCUCCCUGAUUCUGUUUGGCAUGGGGGACCCUAAAACUGGAAUUAUAGCCACUGAAUGCAGUACCAUUUCUAUGAAUUUAAAAAGUCUUAUAGUUUUAAUAAUCUAGUGUGGGUAUUUUUGUAUUGAUAUGAUUGAUGCUUCUAACUUUUUGAUGAGAAGUUAAUUGUUAUUCAGAGUAAGUGAAAUGCUUGCAUAAAAAGAAACCUAAAAUAUAGAAUAAUUCAUAGAAAGUCUUUUUUUAUAUUUUUUUUUUCUUUAGCUUUGGGGAAGCAAUGCCAAAUGCACUUUGACUAUCAGAAUCAAAAGGCAUAAAUCUAGCUCAUAUUGUUCUCUUUCCUGUUACUCUUACAUACAAGUAGGAGGAAGCUGAUGCAUAAACCACAGUUCCUAGUGUCAUUCCUCUCAGAGAAGAAACCACUAGUUUGGGUGUAGAAUAUCUCACCAGUAAGUUAGACUCAUCUUGACUCAGGUGGCUAUUGCAAUCUGCCAUUUGUGACCAUAUUCUAAACUGUACCAAACUACUUUCAGAACCAGUUGUUUUCCAGUGCUAUUACAAUACUUGUGUGUUUAUGUGUAUGUGUGUGCAUAUGAUGAUUAAAUUAGAAAAAGUAAUGAUAAGAUUUUCUGAAAACCAUGUUUAAAUUGUCCAUUUAAACACUUUCCAACUUACUCUAAAAAAAGAUUAGCAUAUUUCUAUGAAUUCAAGAAAGACCCCUAAUCUCCCUAAGACUAUUUAGUCUCACCUUUCUGGUGAGAUUUUUUUUUUACCAUGGCAUACAGUUGGUAUUUUUCCCUCACACAGAGAAUUGUUUCUUAUUUAUGUCUUAGAGUAGAUACUUUAUCUGUGAAACUAGCAGCAAGCAUCUUUUUAAUCUCUGAGGUCAAUUUAGGCCUCAAAAAUGUCCCUUUUACAGGAAAGCCUCACAAUUAAAAAUGCUUUCAUCAGGGGCUCUGCCAAUUCUACUUAACUGUGCUGGUGUUUGUUUGCUUACUUGUUUGUUUCCUGUGGCAAAUCCCCGGGGCUCCUUGAUAUGUAUGUGAAGAGGAAGUACAUAUGAGUUAGAACUAAUAAAUGAAUGUGUUGCCUCAA
This is a messenger RNA of Erinaceus europaeus (western European hedgehog), 2342 nucleotides long. RefSeq names its product RCAN family member 3 (gene RCAN3). The coding region runs from base 224 to 949 and encodes 241 amino acids. The record is from RefSeq and is a predicted model, not a curated record. Gene Ontology annotation, biological process: calcium-mediated signaling. Gene Ontology annotation, cellular component: nucleus; cytoplasm. NCBI's taxonomy places the organism in Eukaryota, Metazoa, Chordata, Mammalia, Eulipotyphla, Erinaceidae. Gene Ontology annotation, molecular function: nucleic acid binding; calcium-dependent protein serine/threonine phosphatase regulator activity. The transcript is spliced from 5 exons.